Molecule: messenger RNA, 1575 nt
Organism: Dioscorea cayenensis subsp. rotundata (Guinea yam)
Lineage: Eukaryota; Viridiplantae; Streptophyta; Magnoliopsida; Dioscoreales; Dioscoreaceae
Product: flavonoid 3'-monooxygenase CYP75B137-like
Molecular function (GO): oxidoreductase activity, acting on paired donors, with incorporation or reduction of molecular oxygen; heme binding; iron ion binding
Source: RefSeq, a predicted model, not a curated record
AUGGCUUCUCUUCUUCUCAUCCUUGCAACACUUCUCAUUUCCUCUAUCUUCACCAUCAUCUUCAUCUUCAUUUCUAACAAAAAGAAAAAAACCAACAAAGCUCCACUACCACCAGGCCCAACAGGGUGGCCAAUCGUCGGCAACCUUCUUCAACUCGGAUCCAAACCACAUGAAACACUGCACGACCUAUCCAAAAUCUAUGGCCCUCUCUAUAGACUCAAGUUGGGCUCGGUCACCUUCGUUAUCGCCAACUCUGCCGAUGUUGCCUCACAGUUCCUCCGCACUCAUGACGCCAACUUUUCUAACCGACCACCAAACACCUUCGGUGACCACAUGGCCUACAACCACAAAGGACCAGCGUUCGUUCCCUACGGCCCUCGCUGGCGCAUGAUCCGCCGCUUGUCCAAUACCCAUCUCUUCUCCACUAAAGCUCUUGACGACCUGCGCCAAGUCAGAGAGGAGGAGGUGGCGAUGCUGGCUCGUAAGUUCGUGCAAGCAAAGGAUACUAGUGUUAGUGUCGGUGUGGAAGUUGGGAAAGAGUUGAAUGCUUGUGCAGCCAACGCCUUAACAAGAGCCCUGUUCAGGAGACGAGUGUUUGAAGAGGACAAUGGCCCAGACGUUGGAGAGUUUAGGAAGGUAUUAGAUGAGGUCUUAAAGCUCGCCACAGCUUUGAGCGUUGAGGAUUUCAUCCCAUGGGUCAAAGCUUUGGAUUUACGUGGCUUUGGGUCUAAGCUGAAGAAGCUUCACCGUUGGUAUGAUGAUACUUUAACCAAAAUCGUAGAGGAGCACAAGACUAGGCCGAAGAUUGCAAAUGAAGGUGAAGCUGAAGGAAAAGAUUUUCUUAGUGUGCUCUUAGCAUUGAAGGAGGCUGAUACUAAAGAUGAAGAAACUGAUAACAAGCUCACUGAUACUGACAUCAAAGCCUUGCUCACGGUAUUGUUCACUGGAGGGACAGACACGACGUCAAGCACGGUGGAGUGGGCGCUAGUGGAGCUUAUCCGGCACCCGGACAUCCUCGCCGCCGCCCAGAAAGAGUUAGAUUCUAUUGUUGGUCGGUCUCGGCUCGUGUCAGAGCUUGACCUGAAUAACAUUCCAGUCUUGCAAGCCAUCAUCAAAGAGACGUUCCGGCUCCACCCACCUGUCCCACUCUUAAUCCCACACACAGCCUCAGAGGCAUGCGAAGUGGCUGGCUAUCACAUCCCCAAAGCUGCCACCCUUCUAGUCAACACAUGGACCAUAUGUAGAGACCCGGAUGUUUGGUCUCGACCACUUGAGUUUGACCAUAGCCGGUUCCUCCCGGCGCAAAAGCACGCUGACGUGGAUGUGAAGGGGAGCCACUUCGAGCUGAUCCCGUUCGGCACCGGCCGCCGGAUAUGCCUCGGAAUGCGGCUUGGGCUGAGGAUGACCACGUUCUUGCUGGCCAGCUUGGUGCAUGGUUUUGAUUGGGCCUUGCCUGAUGGGCUUACUCCUGAGACUUUGAAUUUGGACGUUGAGUUUGGGCUCACUUUAGAACGUAGUGUUCCUCUGGUGGCCCGACCCAUCCCAAGAUUGGACCAUGAAGCGUAUGCCGCAUAG